Molecule: messenger RNA, 1085 nt
Organism: Zeugodacus cucurbitae (melon fly)
Lineage: Eukaryota; Metazoa; Arthropoda; Insecta; Diptera; Tephritidae
Gene: Sgf11
Product: SAGA-associated factor 11 homolog
Exons: 1
Coding region: 111-767 (218 amino acids)
Biological process (GO): regulation of transcription by RNA polymerase II; positive regulation of DNA-templated transcription
Cellular component (GO): DUBm complex; SAGA complex
Molecular function (GO): transcription coactivator activity
Source: RefSeq, a predicted model, not a curated record
GAUUUUAUGACUGCUCAUUGUUUUGAUAAACUGGGGAAGACAUAAAAAGCCGACAUUGUCAACAAAAAAAAAUUGAGGAUACAUUUUACUGCUGCAUAGUACAAGGCGUUAUGGCCUCUUCUUCAGACUCUACAGUAGCUGCAGCGAAUAUUGAUGCAAAAAGCGAAAAGAACACAAAUCUUACAGUCUCGGGGAAAACGUCUGCCAACAACACCAAAAUGACUAUAGCAACUAUACAAAAGGCCUAUCACGACAUACUCAAAGAUCCCACAAGUCUGGAUGAGGCUGCACACUAUUUAUAUCAAUCGUUACUGGACGAUGCUGUUGUAGGUGUUUUUCUAGAAAUACAUCAUUUGCAUAAGACUGGUAAUUUAGAAGCACUCGAUGGUGUACCCGAAGAAGGCACAGACGCUUCCUAUCGCAUUGUAGAUAUGCCAAAUUAUGAUAUUUUUGGCAUUUCAUCAGUGAAAAAACUAAUGGAUUGCACUUGCCCCAACUGUGAUAGGCCCGUGUCGGCGUCACGUUUUGCACCACAUUUGGAAAAGUGUAUGGGUAUGGGACGUAAUUCGUCACGUAUUGCUAGCCGUCGUUUAGCUACCAAGGAAGGUACGAGCGCAAGUUCGUCAUCAUCUUCAUCGUAUCUGCAAACAACAGUCGGCACGGAUGAUGAAGAUGACAUUGACUGGUCAUCGGAGAAACGACGAAAGAAGACUAAUCAAAGUAAUCGUAAUAACGGUUCAAAAAAGAAUAAUGGCAAAUCAUUCUAGAUACGAUGUGAAUAAUAUGUAAACGUAUACAAAAUAAUAAUUUAAUUUCUACUACGUGCUAAGUGCAGCAAAUUAUAUUGGCAUUUGUAUAUAUGUACAUGGUAUAUGCAAGAAAUAUAAUUUUCAUAUAUUGAUAGUGGUUAUGUGUGGCAUGUCCUCUGCAUGUGCAUAUACAAUAUCAAGUCUGUGCUAAAAGAUUCCAUUUAUAGUGUAAACUACAUGUUUUUUUCUCAACAAAUGCUUUGUAUACAUUCUACUAACUUAUUCAAACUAUUUAAUAAAAUAUGAGUAACGGAACUGCCGGUUAACAAAAUGAAA